This is a messenger RNA of Xiphias gladius (swordfish), 4339 nucleotides long. It is a transcript of the gene fam13a, whose product is annotated as family with sequence similarity 13 member A. The record is from RefSeq and is a predicted model, not a curated record. The transcript is spliced from 25 exons. NCBI's taxonomy places the organism in Eukaryota, Metazoa, Chordata, Actinopteri, Istiophoriformes, Xiphiidae. The coding region runs from base 63 to 3161 and encodes 1032 amino acids. Gene Ontology annotation, biological process: signal transduction.
GCCGAGCAUUUAAAAGCACCGUCAGGAAAAACAUGUCUCUCUGCUAACAUCUAGCGGCUGCCAUGGAAACCUACAACAACAGCGCCCUGCAUCAGGAGGGUCUGUUCAGAGUAAAUGGAAAUGUCCGGGCUGUGGAGAGCCUGAAACAGCGGCUGGAGGGUGGCGAGGAUGUGGACCUUCUCUCUGAAUCUGACACAUGUACGGUGGCCAGUUUGCUUAAAAAGUAUCUCAGGGACCUGCCAGAGGGUCUGGUAGACUCAACAGUCCAACAGGCACUGAUACAGCACUACCAGGAGUGCGGUGAUGAUGGUUCUUGGUCAGAUAUGAGAGACCUGCUCCAGGAGCUUCCAGAUGUCCACCACAGCCUCCUCCGCUACCUCUGCCACUUCCUCACCCUUGUGGAGUGCAACCACAAAGACAACCGCAUGACUGCCCUCAACCUCGCCACUGUGUUUGGACCCAGUGUCUUCCACGUGGCUCCUGGUUUCGAAGCAAUGAAGGACCAAAAUAUCUGUAACAAGAUCAUGGUCAAGCUCAUCCAGAACUACAGCAAUAUAUUUGAGACAGACAAAGAAAAAGAAGGCUGCACAGAAGAGGAGGUGUGUGUGAUGGACACAGACACAGAGAAAUCACCCAGCCACCUCAAUGCAAAGACACCAACACCAGUUCCCAGGACGAAAAUUGGACAAAAAAACCGACCAGAAAAUGCAGAACGUCUGAACAAAUCCUCCACUAACACUCUGAAGGCAAGACCAAGGAAGAAGAAGGUGAGGAAAGGCAAGAGUGAUGGCAUGCCUGAAGCCGUCCUUCAGCCCAGUGGCUCUGCUCAGUUACCCCGUGCAAGGCCUCUCUCCAUACCGAUAGUUUUUCCCCUGACGUCUGAGCUGAGGGGUACCAGUCCAGAGGGGAUGGAGACAACUCCCAUACCUCUGGCUCACCAAGACAAUCCAGACACUACCUCGCGCCUUGGCUAUCCCGAUGUCAGCCCCUCUGGCAGCAUGGAGGCUCUCAGUAGUUCCAAAGAAGAAGAGAGGCCUAUAUCUCCUUUCUACAUGAGUAACCACCUCUCCCCUGUCCACUGCAGACCAGAUGUGGUGAAUUAUCUGGACAGGACAAUACGUUCAGCAGUGGAGCAGCACCUCUUUGAUGUAAACCCUUUAGAGGAUCAAAGUUCGGGGGACUGUGAGUUGACCCACUGUCUGCCUUCUCCAACGGUGACGCCAACUGCGCGACAGAGACGUCGACACCAGAGAGAGCAGCAGCAGGAGGAGGGCCUGAAACACCGAGAAAGAAACAGAGCUGCGUCCGUCAGGGCAGACACCAACAAGGAGAACAUCCCGUCGAGCAGUGGAAGCAGUUCAGGCAGCGUGGGGGAGGACACAGGCAGCAGCAGCGUGGACUCACCGGGAGGCCAGAGUGGUCACACUGAGAAAACCCCCAAACCUAGGGAGUCAAAACACAGCCCUAAGCUGGGCCAGCUAACCGACAACCAGGGCGCCCACACGCUAAAGGAAUGUGUUGGUGAGACACCAGGAGAAAAGCACAUGGAUACAUCUCAGAAAAGGAAUGACAUUUCAAGAAAAGAUGGCCUUCCUUCUCCUCCACAGACGUUAAGGAUGAAGAUUCAGGAGUCGCCCUACACUUGUGACACGGGGAGGGUCAGCGGCGGAGAGGUGCGAGGCUCGGACACGGACUGCGAGAAGACCAGCUGCGAGGACGUUCCCCGGCUGGACCUGACAGCACUGACCGAGGACAACAACUGGGGAGAUUCUCCGUUCUUUAACACCCCUUACCUUGAUUUCAAAAGCAUUUUCCAUCCAAGUUGUUGUGAUGAACCAGUCCCAGCAUACUCAUCUUUGCAGAGGGAGAGCAUGGACCGCGAGGAAGCUCGACUGUCCCCUCACGCCGGGGGACGCCUGAUCCGUCAGCUGCUGGAGGAAGACAGCGACCCAAUGCUGUCCCCUCGCUUCUACGCCUACGGACAGUGCCAGCAGUACCUGGACGACACUGAAGUGCCUCCCUCACCGCCAAACGCACACUCAUUUGUCAGUCGCAGGCGGAGUUCAUCUCUUGGCUCCUGUGACGAUGAGAAAGAGGAGUUGACAUCAGCUCAGCUCACAAAGAGGAUUCAUGUCCUGAAGAAAAAGAUCCACAGAUUUGAGGAGAAGUUUGAAGAGGAGCGAAAAUACAGGCCCUCCCACAGUGAUAAAGCUGCAAACCCAGAAGUGCUAAGAUGGGUAAAUGAACUGGCCAAGCUACGUAAAGAUCUUAAAGAACACAAGCUGAUGAAGUCUGAAGAGGAUCUGCCGCCUCUGACCCGUCAGCGCAGCAACACACUGCCCAAAAGCUUUGGCUCUCAGCUGGAUAAGAAACCUCAGCAGGAGAAAGUGCCGAAGCCGCCGGUGGAGAGCACCCUGGAGACCAUUUUAAAGAAGCUGCAGGAGAAGAGGGAGGAGGUGAACCGCCCCGAGGAUAUCAAGGAUAUGACACGGGAGCAGAUUGGAGCAGAGAAAGUCGCCCUGCAGAAAGCUCUCCUCUACUAUGAGAGCAUACACGGCCGACCAGUCACCAAAAGCGAGAGGCAAAUAAUGAAACCCCUGUAUGACAGAUAUCGCCUGGUCAAGCAGAUCCUGUGCAGAGCCUCCACGAUCCCUGUCAUUGGCUCUCCCUCCAGCAAGCGCAGAGGUCCCCUCCUUCAGCCCAUUAUCGAGGGCGAAACCGCGCUCUUCUUCGAUGAUAUCAAGGAGGAAGAGGACGGCUCCGAGGACGACGGAGACUCGAAGCCUCAGUUCACCGUGACCGUCCGGCCCGACCUCAGCGUCUUCCUGGACCACAUGGACGAGGAAGUGGACGGUUUCAUUUCACCAGUGGACGAGCUCUCACCGUCUAAAAACACGACGGACAUGAGGCUGUCCAACCUUCACUCCGCCACCAUGGAGGAACUUGUGGAGCAGCUCCAGGAGACCAGAGAGGAGAAGAAGAGAAUCCGCAAAAACCUGAAAGAGUUUGAGGACCAGUUCUUUAGACAAAACGGAAGAAAUGUGCAGAAGGAGGACCGCUCCCCAUUGGCAGUGGAGUACAACGAAUACAAGCACAUUAAAGCCAAACUGCGGCUGCUGGAAGUCCUCAUCAGCAAAAGAGACUCGGCUAAGUUCAUCUGAGAAAAAAUAAAAGACUCCAAAAGGACUGUUGCUUCGUUUCUGGAUCUGACUUUCCCUCUUGUUGCCAUCUUUGCUGCUCAUGUUUCUGGCUCGGGGAACAGAACAGCGGGGUUUUCCUCUGACGCCCGCAGAGAGCCGCCGACCCACGACUGAUUCAAAGCCACACAAAGUCACCUGCUUCACCUGAGAAGUUCAUUUCCAGCAAAACCUCACCUUCACAAGAGGACCUCUCUCGAGACUUAAGCAAGAUGCACACAAGUAACCUGAAUCACACUUGUAUUGCUAAUAAUUUAUUUCUAUUCCUUUGACUGUUUUUAUCAGAACAGAGAGGUUAUUUUUCUCACACUCUUACUGUAGAAGUCUUAAAAAAAACCUUGUAAGUAAAAUAAUAGAUAUGAAAUUACUGCUAUUUUUAAAGAAGGAUUUUGCGAUCAAGAUUUAUGUGUAUUUUUGUAGGGGAGACGCUACUAUUUGUAUAACUUUAAUCAGCUGAACAGUGUUCACUCAACCAAUAGCUUUCUCUAUUUCAGUUCUGACCAUCAUAUAAUGUCUGAAAUAAUCUUAUGUUGCUUCUCUAGAAGUUAAAUCGAGUAUUUGCUCACUUAAAGAAGUGAUUUCUAAUUCUAAUACAACCCAAAGACAGUGACUAAGAGUACAAACUGCAAACCAACAAGGCUCAAAUGUUCAUUCAAUUUGAUAAAAAAGCUCAUUUUUGUGAUCACUGGUACUUACCUAAGCAUUUGACUGUAUAUUUUAUGCAUUGACGUGCUUUCUUUCCCCCAUUUACUUCAUGUCAUAUAAGCUAUUUCUCGUCUUGAAAUCACUGGUAUGUUUGUGCUCACACUGAUCAGACUUGACAAGGCCAUUUGUGAGACAACUCCGUAGGACAGAAAUGGUCGCUACAAGCCCCAGUUUUCCCAGCGGUCUGUUUCCUUCUCAUCAACUCCAGAGCUCGUUUUGUUCUUUUGUAUAUAUGGAUCACUGUGUAUGUUUACAUUUCUGUAAGCGAGUACUUUUUUUCCUUUCUUUCUCCAAAAUGGAUGAUUAUCAGUGUGAAUUUCGUUUUUACUGAAUGUAAACACUGGCAAGGCUUAAUGAAUUUUGAGUGUGUACAUUUUAGUACAUAAAUUGUAUUUGUAUUUUGUAUAUAUUAUGAAUGAAAGAAUAUUUUUACUGAA